GCCACAUGCGUUGAGGCAACCAGCACGAACGCGCGUAUUCCUCUCUCUCAGCGCGCGCUCUCGCGCGGAGACGGGCUUCUGGGAGCUCGGAGAGCAGACGAGCGGCAGCUGAGGAGAGAGGAAGAUGGAGGUGAGGGUCGGGGAGAGACUCCUGUGCCUGGCCGUGCUGUCCAGUGUCCUCUGCGUGGAUUCAGUCCUCGGUAAAUACGUCAGAGGCGUCGUCAACACAAAAGAGGAUUGGGUUUUCCUUACACGCUUCUGCUUUCUUACCGAGUUUGGGCGGCUGGAUUUCUGGUUCCGCUAUCCAAAGUCUCGUUGCUGUCAGAACAUAUUGCUCUACUUUGAUGACAGUUCUCAGUGGCCAGCUGUGUACAAGAGGCCCGAGAAGAACUGCUACCAGAAGGAAGCCGUGCUGAGGCCUGAAAACAACCAGGUCAUCAACCUCACCACGCUCUACACCUGGUCAGGCUGUGUGGUGGAAGGGGAUGGAAACGAUGAGGUUCUGCGCUGUAAGGGCGGCCGCAGUUUCCGCUCGGUGAGGGAGCGAUGGUGGUAUAUCGCUCUCAGCAAGUGCGGGGGAGAUGGCCUGCAGCUGGAGUAUGAGAUGACACUGACCAAUGGCAAGUCUUUCUGGACACAGCACUUCUCUGCAGAUGAGUUUGGAAUCUUGGAGACAGACAUCACAUUCCUUAUCAUCUUCUCCAUGGUGUUCCUCCUCUCCUGCUACUUUGCCUACAAUCUGAAGGGAAGACAGCUUCUUCACACAACCUACAAAAUGUUUAUGACGGCAGCAGGUGUGGAAGUGCUCAGCCUGCUGUUCCAUUGUGUCUACUGGGGCCUGUAUGCUAGAGAUGGAGUUGGCAAUGGCAGCCUGAAAAUACUUGGGAAAUUACUGUUCUCCGUCAGUUUCUUGGUGUUCCUUCUGAUGCUCAUAUUGUUGGGCAAAGGUUUCACUGUCACCAGGGCGAGGAUCAGUCACAGUGGAUCUGUGAAACUGAGCAUCUACAUGACGGUUUACACAAUCACCUAUGUCAUUCUCUUCAUCUAUGAGGCAGAGUUCUUUGAUCCAGGUGAAGUGCUGUACGCCUACGACAGCCCCGCAGGAUAUGGACUCAUGGGCCUGCAGCUGGUCGCGUACGUGUGGUUUUGCUACGCCGUGCUGGUCUCCCUGAAGCACUACCCUGAGAAGCAGCCCUUCUAUGUCCCUUUUUUCACCACAUACACACUAUGGUUUUUUGCAGUGCCUGUUAUGGCACUGAUUGCCAACUUUGGGAUUCCUCGUUGGGCUCGGGAGAAGAUCGUCAACGGCAUUCAGCUCGGCAUCCACCUCUAUGCUCAUAUCGUCUUUCUUGUUAUCACGCGACCUUCAGCAGCCAAUAAGAACUUCCCAUAUCAUGUUCGGACGUCCCAGAUCGGGAUUCUGCUGUCCAGUCCAAAAGGGGGUGAGGGGGCAGAGAGUUUUCCUCAUCAUGCCUAUGGAAAUAGUUCCUUCCUGGGAGAUUCUCAACCCAACUUCACAGAACUUUUCUCCAUCCAGUCAGAACCUGUAAAGACAGUGGACGAGACAGUGGCCCGUAAAGGGCCAGAUGUGCUGAGAAACAGCGAACAGAAGAUAAUCACCACUGCUGCUGACUUGACGUCGAUAUUGCCCUCACCUCCGCCUCCGAUACCCCCGCGACCAGCCACACGCUCACCCCCACUCCCACCCCGGCUUCCAUCUUUUACAGAGUAUUUCAGCAUGCAGAGUGGAGGAGGAGCAGGAUUUGGAACGAAGGCAUGAGAUGGAGAAAAAGGCAGAACAGAGGAAGUUGGAGGAAAGCAUGAAAGCAAGGACAGAAUGACAAUAAAAACAGAAAUGGUGACAAUGACUUAAGAAAUAGAAUGGAAUUCAAAGUAUUACUGUUAUGACAAGAAAAGGUCAGCCAAAAAAAAAAAAAAAAAAGAAGAAAAGAAAUGAAAACUUUUGGAAGGA
This is a messenger RNA of Archocentrus centrarchus (flier cichlid), 1972 nucleotides long. It is a transcript of the gene tmem145, whose product is annotated as transmembrane protein 145. The record is from RefSeq and is a predicted model, not a curated record. Lineage: Eukaryota; Metazoa; Chordata; Actinopteri; Cichliformes; Cichlidae. Gene Ontology annotation, biological process: response to pheromone; G protein-coupled receptor signaling pathway. Bases 125 to 1780 code for a protein of 551 amino acids. The transcript has 15 exons.